CAAAGGAAACAUUGUUAAUCAGUUAAGUGAGAAGCCGAUGUUGAAAACAUCGCAAAGUGCGCGAGCUAACGUGCUCGCUAUCAAUGUCAGAUUCUGUUAUUAAGUUAAUCGUGUGUUUCUUGGUGGUUUUUAUUGAUAUCUGAAGUUUAUUAGCUGUUAACAACAUCUCCAUUCAAGAUGAUGAAAUCAAAGUAUAUGGGCCUUGUGGCCGAUUUAAUGCCAAACAUCAGACUUAUGCAAAUAAGUGGACAUUUUAUGUUUAAUUAUUAUGGUGAAGGGAGAAAACUUAUGCACAAAAUCUACUGCAGUGUCCAUUUGUUCUUAAUUCUUCUUCAGUUUGCCCUUUGUGGACUUAAUUUAAUGUUUGAAGCUGAUGAUGUAGAUAUUUUAACAGCCAACACUAUUACCAUACUCUUCUUUGCGCAUCCUAUCAUCAAAAUUAUUUACUUUGGAUUCCGAAGUAAAUUGUUCUAUCGUACUUUGGCUAUUUGGAAUAAUCCCAACAGUCAUCCUCUUUUUGCUGAAAGCGAUGCUAGAUAUCAUUCUAUUGCUCUUACAAAGAUGAGAAGACUUUUGUUUUGUGUUGGCUUUGCGACCAUUCUGAGCGUUGUUUGUUGGACUGGAAUUACAUUCAUUGAAGAUCCACAUAGAACUAUGAUUGAUCCUGAAACCAAUGAAACCUAUGUUGUUGAGCUCCCAAGACUAAUGGUAAAAUCCUACUAUCCUUUCGAUGCUCGUCAUGGAGUAGCACACAUAGCCAUGCUAAUAUUCCAAUUCUACUGGCUUCUGAUAACAAUGGUCGAUUCAAACUCAUUGGACGUUCUAUUCUGUUCGUGGCUGCUAUUCGCUUGUGAACAACUUCAACAUCUCAAAGCCAUCAUGAAACCCUUAAUGGAGCUCAGUGCAACUCUUGACACAGUUGUUCCAAACAGCAGUGAAUUAUUCAAAGCUGGGAGUGCUGACCAUUUAAGAGACACAACUGGAAGCGUACCCUCAGCUACUCCAGCAAAUGGGGAAAGCAUGUUAGAUCUAGAUUUGCGAGGGAUUUAUAGUAAUCGUCAGGAUUUCGCAGCAACAUUCAGGCCUACAGCUGGUACCCAAUUCACUGGUGGAGUUGGACCCAAUGGACUUACUAAAAAGCAGGAAAUGUUGGUCAGAAGUGCUAUCAAAUAUUGGGUAGAACGACAUAAGCACGUUGUAAGGCUUGUAACAGCAAUUGGUGACGCUUAUGGUGUUGCUCUGUUGUUUCACAUGUUAAUUACUACAAUUACUCUCACUCUGCUAGCUUACCAGGCCACUAAGGUAAAUGGAAUCAAUGUCUAUGCUGCUACAACUAUUGGAUAUCUGUUGUAUGCUUUGGGUCAAGUGUUCCUUUUCUGUAUCUUUGGAAAUCGUCUUAUUGAGGAGAGUUCAUCUGUGAUGGAAGCUGCUUAUUCAUGUCAUUGGUAUGAUGGUUCUGAAGAAGCCAAAACCUUUGUUCAAAUAGUUUGUCAACAGUGUCAAAAAGCAAUGUCUAUAUCAGGUGCAAAGUUUUUUACGGUGUCGUUGGAUUUAUUUGCCUCGGUUCUCGGUGCCGUAGUAACUUAUUUCAUGGUCUUGGUUCAACUGAAAUAAAGCGCUUGUGCAUCAAGAAAAUUCAUCAUUUCGAACGAUCAAGACGAAAAAAUAUUUUCAAAAAAUUUAUACAAAUUUAUUCGUACAUUAUUUAGCGAAGAAAUUUUUAACGGGCGUGUGUUGUUUACUCUAAACUACAGUGUUAUAAAGAUAAUUUUAAAUUUAAAUGAACAUUAAGCACAGAUUUAAUUGUAUAAUGGAUGCACAUUUUAAACUGAGGGGAAAAAAUAACGCUAUACAUAAAUGUAAAACAUUCAUUUUUUUUUUAUAUUAAUUAUAUACUAGUUUUACUAAACAAUAUAAAAACAAAUCGCAAGUUUUAUCUUUCAAAUAAUUAUAUAAAUAAUAACUUUUUACAAUUAAUAAAAAAA
Messenger RNA from Chelonus insularis, 1985 nucleotides. It is a transcript of the gene Orco, whose product is annotated as odorant receptor co-receptor. Gene Ontology annotation, cellular component: plasma membrane. Gene Ontology annotation, molecular function: odorant binding; olfactory receptor activity. Lineage: Eukaryota; Metazoa; Arthropoda; Insecta; Hymenoptera; Braconidae. The coding region runs from base 178 to 1614 and encodes 478 amino acids. The transcript is spliced from 8 exons. Gene Ontology annotation, biological process: sensory perception of smell; detection of chemical stimulus involved in sensory perception of smell. The record is from RefSeq and is a predicted model, not a curated record.